Messenger RNA from Phaeodactylum tricornutum CCAP 1055/1, 4151 nucleotides. RefSeq lists its product with no specific name. The record is from RefSeq and is a predicted model, not a curated record. NCBI's taxonomy places the organism in Eukaryota, Bacillariophyta, Bacillariophyceae, Surirellales, Neidiaceae. Bases 1 to 2619 code for a protein of 872 amino acids. The transcript is spliced from 3 exons.
AUGAAAUUCCGGGCUUUGGAUUGGGACUACGACACCGAAGCUUCGUUGCGUCUUUGGGAUGCUGAAGAGCACAAGAAAACUUACGUAACUGUGCUUCCUGUAGAUCCGUCAACUUACAAUGACGAUGACCAUAGCUCGUGGUUGAUGCGGAAUCUUCAAAAGCUGGAUGGAAAGGAUGUGUUGCAGAACCCCGAUGCCGAAUCUUUUGUAGUGGACGAGCCAGGGUGGUGCAAGACGGAAAGCAGGGACAACUGCAGAAUACAUGCAGACGUUUGUCUUCAUGCUUCUUUGACUGCUCAAUCAGGUACUUACACGUCCCUACCGGAGCGAACUUUACAAAACCAGCAGGAUGGAGAGGAAGCAAAACGCUUUAAGCCACAAGAAACCAAAAAAGAAGCAGUGCGUACGAGAAACUCUCCUACAGGUCAUCAAAUGGCCCUUUUCACCAAACUUUCCAUCCAAGCUACUGCCGGAACGUUGCGUAUAGCCAACGAACCUUGGAAUGGCAAAAUUUGUCAACGUUCUCGCGAACCACAAAUAUUGUGCCUCAACAUGCUGACAUGCAAUCCUGUGUCCAUCGUAUCGUCAGGUGCAUUUCAACCAAUUUUCAGCCGAAUAAUAGAAAACCAGAGGUUGGAAAAAAAGCGUUUGCGAAAAGGUCGUCUCUUCGACAGAAUGUCAGGGAAUGAAGACGCCAAAGCGGUAUCCAAAAGGUCCAAACUAUCAAACCCGCUUCAGAGUUCAUUUGCACACGUAAAUGCUCUCCUUCCCCACAGAAGGUCGUCUUCGUCCGAUUUCACAGAUAUCAGCGCCACUUGUGCGACAGAAACGGCCAUUUUGACGCGAUCGCAAAUAACGCGCUCGUCUUCGAUACUCCUAAGGUGGGCCAUCCAGCUUGCCAUGGCAGCACUUCAAUACGAUUUGCCAAAUUCAAGGGCAAUAGCAAGUAACACAAUUCUCAAUUCUCAAACGAAAAUAUCAUGCCACGGUGAGAGCGAUUUCUGCCUUAAUCCCAUAGCGAGCUCAAGCGCAUCAGAUACUGGAAAGCGUUCGAGAGACUCGGACGCCGAAAGAAAGCGCGCAAAGAAAGAACGAAGGGUAGAUAAACAGGUCAAACGAGAAAAGAAACGCAAACGAAAAGAAGAACGUGAGCGCCGAGCGCUUUUCGAAAUGCCAAUUAAGGAGCCAGUGCUUCAUAGCCCGAAGAGGGAUGCCGAAGGAAAAAUAAACCCACCAAGAGCCAAGCAAACGUUGGAGGCUAGAGCUUCGCAAAACCACCCAACAAACACUAUCCAGUCCACAUUCUGUAUGUUGACAUCGUCAGCUGCGGACCCCCAAGCUUUUCAGAAAAACCGAGCUCACCCACAGGAAUGCACUUUCCGGCAACCAACGGAAACAGGCGGGAAGGGGGCUGCAUCGUCUGUAAUUCAGGCACUGCAGAAUCAGGAGAAAUUCAACCAUUCACGGCAUAAAUAUACACAAGUCUGUAUUGAUGUCAAACAACGGACCGGUGAUCAGAGCUUACCUGGAUUGCGUUCGACUUCAACCGAAAAAGCGAAGAGCGUAACCAAGGGGUGCAUAACACCUGUCCGAGCUACGCGUCCUAAAAGUGACGACACAGAGAACUUUCUCUUGCAGUCUCGAAAACCCCAUGAUGUAUCCAAUGAUUCGAGCGCGCUCAAACUCCUCCAACGUGACUUUUCUGGCCAUUUGCUUCCCAAUUCUGGUUCCACCAGUUUUGAAUUGGGUAAAAGUAGCAUGACUGAAAAUCAGCCUCAGUUGGCAGCAUCAGUAGCGAAAGUUGACAUGGCGGAUGCCUUCGAAGAAACGGGUACAGAUGAUAGUCUGUUCGUGAAUUUAAGGCAACAGGUCGAUGAGCGCCAGGAGCAUCAGCUGGUUCCUCAUUCUUCAGUGUUGAAUGGCCCAGAAAAAGACUACUUUAAUGAAAGUGACACAAUUCAUCGAUUGGAACCGUUGAAGAUUCUCUGUUCUGAGUCUUUCUUCGAAGAUUGGGGCGAAGCCGUCGGCCAGCUACUUUCAGGGCGUUGGGCUGCCUCAAAUGUAUAUCUCAGUCGUGACGCUGACGAUAGUUCCAAUUUUUACUCAAAAAAAGAAGUACUAGGCCGUAAAAUCGAACUGUGUGACUCACCUUUGGUGGACAGCCGAGAGGUUGAUAUUGAGCUAUCCGAUCGGUGCGCUAUGCUGGUAUAUCCGGUGUCUGCCUUUGCAGAAGAAUCCAACGCUCGGAAAAUCGUCUUUGGGCUGGCUGAGAUUACCGCUGUUGAUCGAUACCGCCAUAUCUAUAUAUUCAUUUGCUAUGAUGUUUCGCCAACUCCAGCCAUUCGCCAAACCCUCGUCCGUGCGCAAAAUUCUGUUUGGCGUCCACAAGGCGACUCCAUGUCGACGUCUUUCAAAUCAGUUGCCUCGAGGUCAUUGGCCGCGAGACUUGCAGAAACCAUCAUCAGCCACGAAGCAAUCCACUCUGCGAGAUCGCUUGCUACUCCCGUAUAUGGUCUGGUUGGAGAAGGAGAUGCGCGCCAACGCCUUCUUUUCCUACUUUCAAUAUGUCAGACAGCACAUCAUGCUGAAGUCGUCGUCCAGUGCAUUUCAGGCAUCUGAAAUCCAUCCCCUGGCCAUGAUUCAGCUUUCUCAUGCAUUGGUGGUAUUCACUGGUAAGUAGACGGAUAUAAUCCAUUAGGGCGUUACAUCUUAGAAAAUCUGAAACCCUGGAUCCGAAGCCUUCAGCUUGGCGUAGACAGUCUCCAAAUUGUCGUCUUCCUCAAUUGCAAACGGCCCGUCCUUUUGAUUCGGGCUUUGCAUAGACACCAAUACCCUCUUUAAUUCUUCUUCCUGAGAUUCGUCAUUUGGAUCGAUACGGUAGCCGCCAAGUGGUUCAUCUACAUACUUGUCUAAUGCAUCGUCGAUUUCCUCGCGAAUAUCUCUUGAACUUGAAGCUUUCACACCAAUCAUUUCAACCGACUGCCCCCAGCUCGCUUCUUUCUCAUCCAGACUUAUUGGCGGACCUACAGUCGGUAGAAAUACGCGACUAUAUGUCUCCAUAAAGGCGGUCGAAAGGAGACAGGCAACUUCUGCAUCACCGUUUCCCAAUGUCACACGACCAGCGCCACCAAAUUCUUCAUCGACGAACCGUUCAUAAUCAUCAGUUGCUUCAGGCGUGCUCAAGCCAACAUGGGCAAAUCCAUGCUCUUGCCCUGGAAACACUUUAACCAUGUGGUCCUUGACGCGAAAGUCUUGCUCCAGUAGUCGUUUCAGAUCCUCUGCAUCGCUUUUUGUUGCUCCUGGUACCUUGUCUUUUCCGGCAAAGACACCCAUAACAGCCAUUUUACGUUGCUCGUCAUUGAUAUCAGUCUCUGUGCCCAAAUGGUCUUUUCCAAACAACAGUUUGGCAUUGUAUCGACUGGGAUACCAGACGAUAGCCGCUACCGGAUUCACGUUGGGUGGCCCCAAUCUUCCAUCAAUAUCAUGAAUCUUGCCACUCGGUAAAUAUCCCGAAGCAAUUUCCAGUGCACGACCUCCACCAUAACAUGUACCCCAAACAACUACAGAGCUAACGCCGUACCGCUCCCGUAAGCAUGCGGCCGCGGCUCGAAUAUCUACACUCACCCGUAAUUCGUCUUGUUGGGCGCGCCACUGCUCGUAUGUUUGACCUCUAUCGUUCGUACUAUCGAUCCCUCCUACCCACGGCUUUCCGUGAAACAAAUCCGGUACCAUAACAACAAUCGGUUGACACUCAAACGCAAUCUUCUCUGCCAAAGCUCGGGUAUCAUCUGUAAAGGCUCCAUACACAUCUGACAGCAACAGUACGCCCUGUACUUCGGCAGCCGAAAGCUGCGCCCCGGUCUGUGUGUACUCACCCCAAUCGGAAAAUUCGCGGUUCAAGAUAUUUGCGUAUAAUCCAGUUUCAUCACCUUCGUCUAAUCCUAUAUCAUCUUCAAAUCGUAUUGGGCGUCGGGAUGCUUGUUCUCGCUUUAUCUGUAUUUCUCUUAGAUGCUGUUCCGCUUGUGUUCUUGGGCUGGUAGCGUUGCUACCCCCCGCACGAUCGCCACCAGCAAGAAAUGGUUUAAGCGCAUCGCGUGAAGCUACUACAUAGGCCUGUACAAAGGUUUGGUUUGAGCCUUUAUACUCGACAA